GCUUCCUCUGCUUUAUAUCUUCAAAUCUCAUCCCUCUCAAUCCAAUACCACCGCUCUCUCUCACAUCUCAUAAUCCAUGGCCGACGAUGGUCCUCCUCUCUUCAGCACCAACGUCUCCGUCGUACUCAUCGCCGUGGGCUCCGCCGCCUUCGUCGUCACAAUGUACCAUCUACUUGCUGUUUGCUUCUGCGGCCACCAACUGACAGACCCUAACUCUGGCCAGCCGACUCCCGCCACCGGAGUAACUCCGCCGGCUUCGAGCAUCAUCGACGAGAGUUCGUUGGCGGAGCUAAUUCCGGCACACAAGUACGAGAAGAAGAUCGACGAUAAUGACUUGGAAGGUGCUCGCGAGGUGACCUGUGCGGUUUGCUUGGGAGAUUUCGAGGAAGGCGAAGAGGUGAGAACAUUGCCGGAGUGCUCGCACUCUUUUCAUGUUCCUUGCAUAGAUAUGUGGCUCUUCUCUCGCCUGAAUUGUCCCGUCUGCCGCGCCGAUGCCAAGCCGUCUCCGGUGGUUCUGAGCACCGUGUCGGAGUCCGUUCCCGGUGAAUCGAAUUCGAACGCGAAUGACCACCGGAUAGAUAUUGUGCAAAAUGCUUUGGUCCACAGUGUCAUGUUGCGACGGUGA
Molecule: messenger RNA, 625 nt
Organism: Neltuma alba
Lineage: Eukaryota; Viridiplantae; Streptophyta; Magnoliopsida; Fabales; Fabaceae
Product: RING-H2 finger protein ATL79-like
Exons: 1
Coding region: 77-625 (182 amino acids)
Biological process (GO): protein ubiquitination
Source: RefSeq, a predicted model, not a curated record